Ciona intestinalis (vase tunicate) is the source of this 1568-nucleotide messenger RNA. Its product is annotated as NIF3-like protein 1. NCBI's taxonomy places the organism in Eukaryota, Metazoa, Chordata, Ascidiacea, Phlebobranchia, Cionidae. The record is from RefSeq and is a predicted model, not a curated record. Gene Ontology annotation, cellular component: mitochondrion; cytoplasm.
UGAAUGCGCUUUGUUUACUACCAAAUUGGACGAGAAAAUAGAAUAAAAAGGUGUCCCGUCUUCCUCCAACCUACUAUAAUUGGUAGUAGAGGAAAAUAAUUGCGUAACUUAAAUGUUUAAAAUGUGAUUUCAUAUAGUUCCAUAUUAGCUAGUUUACACUCAAAUUUUGCUCAUUAUGUUUAUAGGUACUAAGGACAUGACUAAUGUUUAGCAGUGUAAAACUGUUGACUUGUGUACCCACAUACCUCAAAAGUGGCUUCUUUCGCAAACUAAGCACUUCAAUGGAAUUAACGGAAGUUGUAGCAUGCCUGAACAAGCUAGCACCCCUACAUAAUGCUGGAAGCUGGGACAAUGUUGGUUUAUUGGUUGAACCAUCACCCCCACAUACAGUAAGCAGAAUAAUGCUAACUAAUGACCUUACUGAGACUGUGCUACAAGAAGGUAUCAGCGCGAAUGUGAACAUGAUUGUAUCUUACCAUCCGCCUAUAUUUAGGCCUCUAAAGAGACUAACAAUGUCAACAUGGAAAGAGAGAAUUGUUGUGAAAUCAUUAGAAAACAGGAUCGCAAUUUAUUCCCCGCACACAGCAUGUGAUGCUGUUCAAGGUGGAGUAAAUGACUGGCUAGCUUCUGGACUGGGAGAGAUGAAAUCAAUUAAACCAAUCAUAAGAUCAAAUAUAAAGGCAGAUAAUUAUUCUGUUUCUAUCGCAAUUCAAUCAAGUAAUGACAAAGACUUACUGGAUUCAUUUGAACAAAAUCUUAGCCAAAUUGUUAAAUUUGUCAGGCGUACUAAUGUUGAUGCAAUAGAGUAUGAAUGCCAAUGUGCCAAAUCUAAAAUGAAAGAUAUUGUAGAUAUGAGUCACACUUAUAACCUGGAUGCUAAGUUCAACGUAAUAGAGCUUGCUGAACUGCCUGCAUCAGAUACUGGAAUGGGACGACUGUGUGUACUUAAUACACCAUGUACAGUUGCAGAACUAAUUACCAGAAUUAAAAAACUGAUGUCUAUUCCUUACGUACGACUUUCUCUGGGAAGUGAUAAAACUGUAACAUCAAUGGUGAACACUGUGGCUCUGUGUGCUGGUUCUGGUUCUAGUGUUUUAAGUGGAGUUAAAGCUGAUGUUUACCUAUCUGGUGAGAUGUCACACCAUGAAGUAUUAGAUGCUGCAUCCAAUGGUGUAACCACUGUACUCUGUGAGCAUAGUAACACUGAAAGAGGGCAUCUAAAAAGCAUGAAGAAAUCCCUUGAGGAUAUGCUGGGAAGUUCUUUAGUUAAAAUCAUAGUGUCACUCGUAGACGAAGACCCUUUGCAUAUUUGUUAACUUAAACCCAGAGAGGGUUAAUGGUGAUUUUGAUUCAUUUAAUAAAUUAUAGCAAAGUUUUUGCUAAUUCAAACACAGAGUGGGUUAAUGGUGAUUUUGAUACAGUAAUAAAUCAUAACAAUGUUUUUAUCUAAAAAGGGUCAAUAAAACCCAAAAACUAUUCUUUAUAUAAUUUAAUUAUUACUGCACGUGAAAACAUCUGUUGCAUCUGUACUAUGUUUGUGUUGAGGAUAAAUACAUUUUUAUAUUUUG